UAAUUCUUCGGCAACAAUGAGGGCCCAGGGUUACACGACUUUGAUUCUGCUGUUUUUGUGUACAAUUUUAAAGCUACGUAUUGUUCAGUCAGGUUGUCCUAAGCCUCAUAAAAUACAUCCCUGUAGUUGUCUCAAAAGCAAGUCCAUACUCGAAUGUGAAGAUAUCACCCAUGAAGAUACUUUAUCGACUGUCAUGCAAGUGUCCAAAAAGCAUAAAGUUGUUGGCGUGGAGCUGAAUGCUGUGGUAUUCCGGUACAUACAUCAUGAUGCAUUUGAUGGAACUAAUAUACAGUCUUUAGUGAUCACCAACUCCAGCAUCAUAUCUUUGAGCGACACAGAUUAUGCUUUCAAAGGCCUGGAGGAAAGUCUGAAAGUACUCAAAAUCAAGAACUGCUCAUAUGUCAACAGCUGGGACUGGACGCAACUUAGAAACCUUCUCAAACUCGAAGAAUUAGAGAUUUCGAAUUCUGAGCUUCUGGAGCUGACAGAAGAGUUUCUAAAGAUUUCCAAUCAACCACUGGUAGAACUCGAUUUUCGAGAGAAUCAUAUUCAGUGGUUACCUAACAACGCAUUUGCAAGUUUCAAAAAGUUAGAACGUUUGAAAAUAGGCAAAAAUGAUAUAUCAGUUCUAAAGCGAUCGAUGUUUCCAAAACCUGCCAAGAAGCUUCAGACUCUUGGACUCAGUUAUAAUCACAUCAAAGAAUUACCCGAAGACAUAUUUAGCGACAUGCCAGCUCUCAAGUUCUUAUACCUGGAAUCCAAUCCAAUCCGUGUACUGGAUGAAAGGGUUUUCAAACCCAUUUGGAAGCAAAUAAAAAUGUUCAUUAUGUAUCAGAAUCUUCUCAUAUGUGAUUGCCGAUUAAUGUGGUUGACGGAAAUGAAUCAUAAGCUAAAAUUUAUUCACGGCACAUGCAGCGCUCCACCUCGGCUAAAAGGCAGAAAUAUAUUGUCUUUGGAACCUGAUGAAUUAUGGUGUUAAAGUUGUUUAAUUAUUCCAGCUUUAUCGAGAUCGGAAAGUUAAAAAUCCAAUGAAAUAAAUAAUUUUAUUUUUCAAA
Stegodyphus dumicola is the source of this 1055-nucleotide messenger RNA. RefSeq lists its product as uncharacterized. The record is from RefSeq and is a predicted model, not a curated record. Lineage: Eukaryota; Metazoa; Arthropoda; Arachnida; Araneae; Eresidae. Gene Ontology annotation, molecular function: protein binding.